Homarus americanus (American lobster) is the source of this 1209-nucleotide messenger RNA. RefSeq names its product TM2 domain-containing protein CG10795-like (gene bisc). The transcript is spliced from 3 exons. The record is from RefSeq and is a predicted model, not a curated record. Bases 557 to 1168 code for a protein of 203 amino acids. NCBI's taxonomy places the organism in Eukaryota, Metazoa, Arthropoda, Malacostraca, Decapoda, Nephropidae.
CCAGAAGAGCUGAUUCAACACACACUCACGUUUAUAUUCCUCAAGCCAAUACUAUUGUGGAUAAUCUUACAACUAGGAAUGAAUAUCGUUGUUUUAUUUAUUUAGUAAGCAGUAUUCAGCUCUUUUCAGAGUUCAGUGUUUAUGUGGUGAAAUGAUGGAUGAAAAGAAAAUUCGUGAUGUUGUGUCUUGGUGAUGAAAUGUUCGGUUGGCGACUGGUUAAAUAUGUUGAGUUAUAGUGGGAUGGUGUGCUCUAUCUCUCUCUAUCCUGUGUGCGUAUGUGUGACAUUUAAUAAUAACUUGGGGUCGCACUGGAAUACAGUAUGCUUGGAAACCUUGUUCGAGAGAGCGACUACGAGAUUUGCUGGCAAGUGUGUUGGCCAAACUAGCUUGGUGUGAGGAGGGAUGGUGACAGGUGGUGUUCGCUGCCAUAACAACAACAGCUGAUGUACAGUGUUUAAAUUUGUUCCAGCUUGCAGCACUAAGACUCUUUCUUGAAGCUUAUGAUGGAUAGACUUCUUGGUUAACAACCUCUCUAUGGUUGCAGAGCAUCAAUGAGAUGAGAAUUUUACAAAAAUAUCUCAAGGGAGGCAUCUCCAGCCACCGCUACAAGCAGUACAUCAUAUGUUCUUUGCUGGCAUUGUUUAUGGUUGGUGGAGUAUGUGGGGAAUACUUCACCAAUUGUUCCUCCUUGCAACCUGGCCAAUAUCUGUGUACUGAAGUGAACAUAGACCCCAGGACACAACAACCUCGAGGAUGCACAAAAGAGGGUUGGGCUAAAGUUCUGUGUACCUCAGCCCCCGGGAUCAUUUGCACAGAAACAAACAAUGGGACUUUUGAACGUGAAAUUCCUUGCAAGUAUACAAAUGGUUAUUCUUAUGAAACGGCGUUGCUCCUGUCCGUAUUUCUUGGGAUGUUUGGAGUAGAUCGUAUAUACCUUGGCUACUACGCUGUUGGUUUGGCCAAAUUCUGUACCCUGGGAUUCCUCUUCCUAGGACAACUUAUCGACAUAAUUCUCAUUGCCACACAGACAGUUGGGCCCGCUGAUGGCUCACACUAUGUCAUAAGUUACUACGGAGCUGGUAUUGAGGUUAUUCGUAUGGAUAACAUGACAUACAGAAUGCCUCAGGAAGACUGGGGAGUGGUCGGUCGAGGAAUAAAAGAACUGUGAAGUUCAUUGCAAGAUAAAAUAAAAGUUUUGUUAUUUUUAAA